AUGAUGUCUCGCAACGCUAUUGUCACUGGUGCUGCUCGAGGUAUUGGACGUGCAAUUGCUCUUCGUCUUGCUAGAGAUGGUCUCAAUGUUGCUCUGAAUGACAUCAAAGCAAGUUCUUCAGGUCUCAACAUGGUUCAACAAGAAAUUGAAAAAAUGGGUCGAAAAUCUGUUGCUAUAACUGCUGAUGUUUCUGUUGAUAAAGACGUCGAAACAAUGAUGCAGAAUGCUGCAAAAGAACUGGGCAGUUUAGACGUAUGCACUUCUUUUUCUCGUUCUUUCAUCUUUUUUUCUAACUAA
Messenger RNA from Rotaria sp. Silwood2, 297 nucleotides. The record is from the annotation of a GenBank genome assembly. NCBI's taxonomy places the organism in Eukaryota, Metazoa, Rotifera, Eurotatoria, Philodinida, Philodinidae.